AAUAGGUAGUAUAGAAUCCAUGGCUCAUCGACAAUUUCAAUUGGUAUUAGAUCUCAAAGGCUAUGCUUUUGCGGCCUGCACACGACGGAACUGAGAAUACGGCAUGGCCGACAUGUGUUAAAGAUUGUGCAUAAACGUUUUUUAAUUUUUCUUUUCUCCACUGCCAUGUGGCAACACAGAGCACACACAUUCAGUACCUCCAUAAAUUCGUAUACGGUGUCAGCAGUCUAUGCAUAUUUACUACAAGCCAGACAAGACUAUAAAACCGUGUGUACGCCUUUGUGCAAAGCCCUGCUACCCUAGCUCCUGCUAUCGUCGCUGCUUCCCUCGCCAUAUUUCUGCAUACGCCACGUUUUUUUUCCAUUCUUAUAUUCCUAUUCCUAUAUAUUCAUAUUUCCUUUUUCUAUAUCUCUUUUAUAUCGUUUUAUAUCUCUUUUAUAUUAUCUUUUAUAUCUUUAUUACUGUAUCUAUAUAUAGCUUAAUUUAAGUGUAGUGCCGUGAUUAUUUUUUCUUUUAAGUUUUCUCUGUAAGUGCUUAUAUUAAUUUAUUUGUAUGUGUGUAUUCAGUGUAUAGUUCCUUCAUCUUUAAAUAUAGUUGUGCUACUUUUUUGAUUACUUUUCGUACUUUUGUAAGCCUCGUAUUUAUUUCUUUGUGUUAGUGUGCUUUUUAUAUUUGUCCUUGAAAAUGUCAGCGCCGACACACGCUUAUGUGGAAUAUGAGGACGGAGGCAAGGCGAUCGUCUCGGUAAGCCUUAUAAAGGAUUACAGUCCCAAUGAUUUCAACGAUUUGGCGUGCAACAAGCGCAUUUAUUGGAGAGACCGUGGAAAAGGCUUCGAAGGAGAGGAAGGUUAUUACUCCGGCAACGUCAUGGUGUUGGGAUGUGGCAAAGCUGAUUUGAUUGCGAGGAUGUUGAAGCAGCACAAGCCUGUUCCCAUGGACGUGUUUGAACAAUCAAGCGAGAGACAUCGCCACAAGCCGAAGCCAGCCCUCAAGGAUGUACCAACAAAGGAAAAGCGGCGCCGACUGGAAAGUGCAAAAAAAUCAAGAAUGCAGAAAAUCCUUGAGAAAAAAUCUGCUGCUGGAGAUACGGACUCCAGCAGUGAAGAUGAGUUGGUGCCGAGGAAAAUGCUGAAGAAAGCGGAAAAUGAGAUCGCAGGACUGAAAAAUAAGUUAAGAAUAUGCGAGCAGCAGCGCAUUGAAGAGCGGCAGCAGAAUGAAAAACGCCACAGCUUGCUCGAGGAGAGGAUGAAUUCCAUGGAGGCCUCCAUAAUUGAGGCAAUAAGAAAAGAAGUUCGUGCGGCAAGGCUGCCUUCACAGGGUUGUGCUGCAAAUGUUUGCAGCGAUAAUUUGCAGCAAGCAGUGCGGGAAGCUCCCAUGAAGCCAUGUGAGGAUAAUUCCAUUCAGGAAGAGUCUACCACACUGUAUGAGGAUUUGGAUCUCGGCACUGCCCCAAUGGAUGGGGCACUGCCAGCUCAUUGCGAGUCGGCAAAGCCCAGCUGCGUCCUUGGGCCUCGUGAAGAGGUGGCAGGCAGCCAGGUAGCCAGCCAUGUGCCUUCCACCCAUGGGCCAGUCCCAGUACCUGCAGAGCUGGGUGUGGAAGCUCCACUCUUCACACCAGUUGGUGGAAAGGUACACAUUGGAAAUGGCCUGUUUAUUUGUGCCAAUAAGUGGACCUGGGUGAACCAAGCGAAAACGGACAGUACGUUUGCCAGGGAGGUUGCCCGGUGCCUGUGGCAGCCACAUGAAUUGGUGGGCAGGAGCGUGACCGGCAAAGUUUGCAUGAGCAAACUCAAGGAAGGUGGCGAAGCAAAGCCAGCGUUAACGCCAGAGAAACUUGGUGCAGUUCGAAAGUCAUACGAGCACUUUGUGGCAAACCACCCGAGCACUGUAGAUACGGAGGCCAGGAGGCUCAAAGACUUGAACAAGCAUCUGGCCACCAUGCUGCGUGAUGCCAAAUAAAGAUGGUUUGUGCUGCGUGCCCUAAAA
Messenger RNA from Dermacentor albipictus, 1986 nucleotides. RefSeq names its product BEN domain-containing protein 5-like. Gene Ontology annotation, biological process: negative regulation of DNA-templated transcription. Lineage: Eukaryota; Metazoa; Arthropoda; Arachnida; Ixodida; Ixodidae. Gene Ontology annotation, molecular function: DNA binding. The record is from RefSeq and is a predicted model, not a curated record.